UAAAUUCUACUCAAAACUCCUUUCUCUUUGUCACAUUUCACAAAUAUAUACAAAAAAAAAAAAAAAAAAGAAACCUCACCAAAACCUCAACAAAAUUAUACUAGAACACCAAUACCACACCGUCAUGGCUACUUCUGACAACAUGGCGGUGGGCGGCGGCAGCGGCGGUGGCACAACAAUCUCCGCCAUCCAUCCCGACAUCAUCCAGGCCCACAUCCUCGCCCGUCUCGAUGGCCCCACUCUCGCGGCCGCCGGAUGCGCCUCAUCGGAGCUCCACGCGCUGUCCGCCGACGAGAAUCUGUGGCGUGACAUCUGCGCCACCAUGUGGCCGUCCGUAGCCAAUCCCGCCCUCCGCCGCCUCAUCUCCACCUUCCCCGCUGGCCACCGCUCCUUCUUCUCCGACUCCUUCCCCGUCCUCGACCGCGUCCCGCCCCAAACAUUCAAUCCGGACCCUCCAUUCCUUUCCUCCGGACUAAUCUCCGCCGUUGACAUAUUUUACAAGGACAAGCUCAUCUUCUCCAAGGUCAAGGAAACGGAAACCCUAACCGAGUGGUUCCACUGCUCGCCAUUCCUCGUGGACCUCCUCGACCCGAAGGACUCCGUCCAAACUCCGAUCCAACGCGCCGCCGUCGACGACGGCGCGUGGCUGAAACACCUGGAGGAGAAUUUAAAACUCAGCUGGAUCCUGAUCGACCCGACCCGGAAGAGGGCGGCAAACCUGUCGGGUCGGGGGGCGGUGUCUGUCGUACGCCACUGGCUGACCGGGGAAAUUCAGCUCCGGUACGCGACGAUCAUGGACGGACCGGCGUCAACGCCAGCGACGGAGCACGUGCAAUGCGGGAUGAUGGUCACGUGCGGUGGGGAGGAAGGAGAUGAGGUGCGCGUGAGGGAGGUGGGGUUGCACGUGGAGGACACGGAAGGGAGGCACCUGAGCGGGCAGGAGAGUUUAGUGGUUUUCAGGAACGCCAUUGAAGGAGGGAAGAGGAAGAAGGAAAAUGGAGUUGGAGAAGGGAAAGAGAGAUUUGAAGAGUUCUUGGUGAAAAGAAGAGAGAUGAGAGAGAAGAAGCAGAGGAGAGAGAGAGCUCUUGAUUUGGCCUGCAUUCUCACUGGGGUUUCCAUUUUUGUGGCUUUUUGGUCAUUUGUUCUCUUCAGAUGACGAUCGUGAGGAGUUCGUUAUGACCGUUAGUUAAAUGGUAUAGGCACAGAAAUUACAUUUCUUUUUUUUAUUUAAAAAAAGCUCUUAUUUUUUUUCUCAAUUAAUUUCAUUGAUUUAUUUUUCUUUCUAAACCGAAAAAUUAUACAUAUGAAGAAGAAGAAGAAGAGGGUGAUGAAGACGAGGAAAAUGAUAGAUGAUAUGGUUAACUUUGUAAAUAUCAUUAUCCGAGUAAAGCUUAAGUCAUAUUUUUCUUUUUA
This is a messenger RNA of Morus notabilis, 1413 nucleotides long. RefSeq names its product F-box protein At2g27310. Gene Ontology annotation, molecular function: protein binding. The transcript has a single exon. The record is from RefSeq and is a predicted model, not a curated record. NCBI's taxonomy places the organism in Eukaryota, Viridiplantae, Streptophyta, Magnoliopsida, Rosales, Moraceae. The coding region runs from base 125 to 1156 and encodes 343 amino acids.